AAGGUCUAGGUCACCGACGACUCUCGGGACCACUCUCUCCUGCAGGCGUCGCUGGCCAUUGCAGGGCCGUGAGGGAGGAAGUGGACUCUGAUCUUCCGUUCGACCAGGAAGCUGGGCACUGCUAGCUCACUUUUCCUCCGUGGCUGCGUGGGCUCCGGCGCCGCAGCGGCUUUCGGAGGGUGUCGCAUGCCCUGCUCCUAUUUACUCGAAGGCGCGCGCCCCGGCCACAGCGAUUAAGCCCCAGAACUUAUCUGGGAAGGAGCUCCGGGCAGGCCCGGACACUAGGCUAGAGCGGUGGGCUUGCCCAGAAAGGCCUGGGAUCCCCUGAGAAGGGAUACAGAGUAACCGGUGAUGAGCCUAAGGGGCGCAGCCGGCAGUCCCGGAGCAAAGGAGGGGGAGGGGAGUGAGCGGCGCGGCAGGAAACGCCCGGGUCUCGGCCAGCCCAGUUGGGCUGGGGGAGCUACGGAGGGGAAGGGCAGAGCGGCGCCCGGGUGGGGUGCCGGGCUUGCUCACCUCGCGCUGGCGGCGCGCCCUUCGGGGAGCUGCGGGGAGGGGAGCAGAAUCCGCGGGCCUUGGGAUUCCGGGACCGCCCUCUCCGGAUCCAGGGGUGGCUGCGAGCGGCAACGACGGCUAGAACCGCAGUGGCAGCAUGAGAGCGGCCGCCGCUACUCCACGCUUGCGGACGUUCGGCCAGCGGUGGCUGCUCUGUCUGCGCACGCCAUGGGGGCGCCGUGGGGCCCGGUGGCCUGCCGGCGGCGCGGAGCGCGGGGUCUGCCACGGUCCGCUUCAGCGCUGGCGGCUGCUGGCCUGGUGUGCACAGUCCUGGUCGCCUACGCCUGCUGGGGGCAGCUCCCGCCGCUGCCCUGGACCUCCGACGCCCCGCCGAGGCCAGUGGGUGUGUUGCUGUGGUGGGAGCCCUUCACUGGGCGCGAUAGGGCCACAAGGCCGCCCCCCGACUGCUGGAUGCGCUUCAACAUCAGUGGCUGCCGCCUGCUUACCGACCGUAGCACCUACGGGGAAGCUCAGGCUGUGCUUUUCCACCACCGAGACCUCGUGAAGGGACCCCUGGACUGGCCCCCACCCUGGGGCGUCCGGGUGCGCUCCGCAGAGGAGCUGGAGCUGCGGGUGUUGGACGAGGAGACCGCCGAAGCCCUGACCGCGUCCGGCCCCAGACCCCCGGGCCAGCGCUGGGUGUGGAUGAACUUUGAGUCUCCCUCCCACUCCCCAGGGCUACGAAGCCUGGCAGGUAACCUCUUCAACUGGACGCUCUCCUACCGGGCUGACUCAGACGUCUUUGUGCCUUAUGGCUACCUCUACCCCAGGACCCAUCCCAGCGACCAGCCACAAGGCCUGGUCCCCCCACUGGCUCGGAAACGGGGGCUGGUGGCCUGGGUGGUGAGCAAUUGGGAUGAGCGCCAGGCCCGGGUCCGCUACUACCACCAGCUGAGCCAGCACCUGUCCGUGGACGUGUUUGGCAAGGGCGGGACCCGGAGGCCGGUGCCUGACAUCGGGCUUUUACACACGGUGGCCCGCUACAAGUUUUACCUGGCCUUCGAGAACUCCCAGCAUCAGGAUUAUAUCACCGAGAAGCUCUGGCGCAACGCGUUGCUAGCUGGGACCGUACCAGUGGUGCUGGGCCCCAACCGUGCCAAUUAUGAGCGCUUUGUGCCCCGAGGUGCCUUCAUCCACGUAGACGACUUCCCUAAUGCCUCCUCCCUGGCUGCCUACCUGCUCUUCCUCGACCGAAAUCCAGCUGUCUACCGUCGUUACUUCAGUUGGCGCCGGAGCUAUGCCGUGCACAUCACCUCCUUCUGGGACGAGCCUUGGUGCCGGGCCUGCCAGGCUGUGCAGAGGGCCAGGGACCAGCCCCAGAGCAUACGCAACUUGGCUCGCUGGUUUGAGCGGUGAGGCAAUAUACCCCUGGGUGUAACCCAGGAGGUCAAGGCAUCAGCUUUUAGAUCCUCUGCCGUGCAUCGCGUUGAAUGACAAAUCACGGGACUAAGGUUUUACUAGUGGAAAAAAAGGUGAUUUGCCAAUGUAAUUCAGCACAGAGACUGGGCGGGUAAGACCCAGUUCUGUUCUUAAUGUUGUUUGGGCAAGGAGCAGUUGGGCCCUCUCUUCAGGAGUGAAGGGGCCCUUCCUCGCCUUGUAACUAACCAGUGUAGAGAUGAAGAAAUUACUUGACUACAAGAAACCAUUGAGUCAGUUGCUCUGAAUUUCCUCAUCUGCCACAAGUCAUAUCUGUGGCCUGUGCUGAGUACAAUGUCAUACACACUGUCCCUCCUUUCACAUUUCACUGGGCCCUUAUGCAGCAAACCCCUGGUUUUAGAAAGAGCCUUGCUGUGAACAUGACUGUGGCCUCAAGGGGUUCUUUCUCCUUGUUGGUGGAACUCCUCAAAGCCUCAUCUCCUGACAAAGGUGAGGGGGUCAUCCAAGAAUUCGUUGACUGUAAUGUUUGUUCCCCUGUCCCAUGAAUGGAAACACGAUGCUGGAUUGUCCCUGGAGAAGAGUUAAGGUGAAUAUAUGUGUACCUCUCUACACAAAGCUGCUUUUCAACCACAUCUUGACUGAACUGCCCUAGGGGUAGUUCAGUAUUUAAUAAAACUUUAUGGAGAAUCCCUUUACAAUGUGAAUAAUCAUACCCUAACUAAUUUCUUGUCUAUUUUUUCUAUAACCUGGAUUUUUAAAAGCGCAUAUUAAAGUUACAGAUGUGAAAAUAAAUCAGAAGCAAAUGUCUCCCCUCUUGCCAGAAACACAGACUCUGUUUACAGAUAAAAAAGGAAGUCAUAGUGCCACUUUCCACAAAAUUACUUAUUUUAUGUCUACUGGACCUGAAAUUUAAACUGGAAUAUCAAUCCUCUAGGGAUGCUGGCAUUACCUGUCUGCAGAACAAUGAAAGAGAUUGUACUGUAUCAUCACGGUGUCUGUUAAUAGCAGUGCUUGUUUCUAUCUGUCAGUUUCUUGUUAAAUGUUUAGUUGCCAGGGAAUGGAACUAGAUUAGUGUCUCUGAUGUUCCUUGUCUUUCGUUAAAGGUUAAACCUGCAAUUCCCCCUGGGGCCAGCAGGUUUCCCUCCUAGUCUGCAUAGUAGAACAUAGAGCCUCACAUUUCCAAUGCCUUUAAGACUGUGCGUGGGACCAAGUUUGAAAAUACAUGCAUUGACUUUAAAAGUUGUUUGGGCAGCAUAUUCAGUAGGUAUUACUGUGUGCCUACUCUGUGCCAAACAGCUGGACUUGAAGUGCCAUAGGAAAAACAAAAAUAUGUAAGGCAAUGUCCCUCUCUUUAAGGUUCUUAAAGUAUACCACUGCCAACAAGUAAUCAGUGAACUUUGGUACAUUAACUGACAGAACCUAUUUGUUUAAAGGGACAUUCUUAGUGAUAUAGGUCAAAAAUGAAUUAUUAGAAAGCCAGUUGAUUCACAGCCUGAAAUAAUAGUUUAUAUUUCUCUUUGAUUUAUUAUAAUAAAGAUUCUCUAUGAUUAAUUAUUGUGGGUAGGGUCCAAGAUUAAUUAGGUUUACACAGGGUUCUGCUGUAAAUAGUAAUUUUGCAUUUGACUACUACAAUUCGCUGAAUCAGUUUUAUUUCUGCAUUUCUUGUAGACUCACUAAAAGCUCAUUAAAAUCCAGAAAGUGCUUCAAUUCUCUUUAUCCUUUAAAGGAAGAAUUAAAAUCCGUGAAUAAAAUGUCCUUAUUAAAAUACUAUAGCAUGGACAGAAUUACAAUGAUAAAGUAUCAGCCAGCCAGUAAAGAAACAGGAAAAUUUCUGUCCUUAAAAUGAGUCUUUAUGAGA
Messenger RNA from Phyllostomus discolor (pale spear-nosed bat), 3787 nucleotides. RefSeq names its product fucosyltransferase 4 (gene FUT4). The record is from RefSeq and is a predicted model, not a curated record. Bases 352 to 1908 code for a protein of 518 amino acids. Gene Ontology annotation, cellular component: membrane. The transcript has a single exon. NCBI's taxonomy places the organism in Eukaryota, Metazoa, Chordata, Mammalia, Chiroptera, Phyllostomidae. Gene Ontology annotation, molecular function: alpha-(1->3)-fucosyltransferase activity.